Molecule: messenger RNA, 1071 nt
Organism: Naegleria gruberi
Lineage: Eukaryota; Heterolobosea; Eutetramitea; Acrasida; Naegleriidae
Product: set domain-containing protein
Exons: 1
Coding region: 1-1071 (356 amino acids)
Cellular component (GO): nucleus
Molecular function (GO): protein binding; histone methyltransferase activity; zinc ion binding
Source: RefSeq, a predicted model, not a curated record
AUGAAACAAUUUUCCUCCACACUCCUCAUUCUUUUUUUCUCACAAUAUUGUGAAGCAUUUGUCUUGUAUAAUUGUGCUAGAGUGUGCUCUCGGUGGAGGAAAAUCAUUCACAAUCGAGUGGAUAUCUCACUCGGAAAGGAAGAUUUAAAAAUUGUUAAUUAUUCAAAUCAUGAUGAGAUUUUAUUGAAUGAUUUUACAUAUAUUAUUGAAAAUUAUUGGAGUGAAGACAUAAUAGGUGAUGAUUUUCAAUUACUUGAUGAGGAAAAUGAGGAUAAUAAGAAUGAUGAAUUGACCAAUUCUGUCUGUGAUUGUAACAAAUUAAUUUCAUCUCAUUCGAAUAUUGUUGUUAGAAAGAUUUCAUGCUCAACAAUGGAUUGCUCAUGUUUUGCUAGAAAUUAUCACAAUGGCAAACACUUUUUAAAACCUGAAAAUGGAUUAUUAGAUUUGGAUUAUUCAUUUCCAAUUAUUGAAUGCUCAGAUGAUUGCAGUUGUGAUUCCACUAGAUGUAGGAAUAGAAUUACUCCCAUUCACUAUUUGGGAACUAUUGACAAACCAUUAUAUUUAUUUUCAAUUGGAGAAUGUGUUGGAUUUGGAGUGAAAUGCAAAAAUUUCAUACAAAAGGGAGAGUUCAUUAGUGAAUAUAUUGGAAAAGUUCUUUCAGACAAAGAAUCGAAUGAGAUUUUAAAUUCGAGCAUACAGGACAAACAUCAUUACCUGUUGAUUAUCAAGGAAUAUUUUCACAUUUCACAGGCAUUAGAAUCCAAACAAAAAUACGAAACUAGACGAUUAAAUAUUGAUGCAGAAAAGUUUGGAAAUGUGAGUAGAUUUUUCAAUCACAGUUGUGAUCCAAAUCUCACAUGGAGAGUCCUAAGAACAUGCUCAGAAGAUCAUCCACGAUUAUUCUUCUUUGCUGCCAAAGAUAUUCCAGAAAAUACUGAACUGACAUUUGACUAUGGUGAGGGCAAUACUUUACAAAACAAUGAAUCAGCAAAUUUACAAUUUUCUCAACGCAAGUGCCAAUGUAAAUCUCAAAAUUGUAAAGGUUUCCUCCCUCUCGUGUCCAUCAAAUAG